AGAGGUAUGACAACUUCAUAUUUGAAUGUACAAGAAAAAAAGAAGCAUACACACUUGCAUUAAGGAAAGAGUAAAGACUUUUUGAGUGUGAAAAAAGUCAUUUAACAUUCAAAGUCUGCCAUCACUGUGCAUAGUGAGGUCUAACAGCCAUGCUUCUCAAAAUAAGUUUUUCAUUGAACUGAUGGUUAAUUGGAUCACAUAUUUUGUUGAAAAAUAAUUGUGCAGCAUUGUUCAAAUGAAACUUACAGAUCAAAAGGGGAAGGGGAUCUUCUGGCACAACUGGAAUAUAUUUUCAGUUUUUCAUUUUUGAAUAAUCACCCGCAAGAAACGUUGUGGAGUUUGUAGCUCCACUGUACUUACCUGCCUGGAAAGCUAAGUUGGUUGCAAUGUGCAAUUCUACCACUAGAUGCCACUAAAAUCUUACUGAGCUGGGCUCUAAAGCCAUGACACAGCAAGCCAGCAAUCACAAACAUUAACAAAUGGGGCAAAGCAAUACUGACCGUGACCUUCCUGCUUAACUUCCAACUAACAGGACUCUCCAUGCGUCACUGGCUCUGUGAAACCUAGAAAAAAUAAUAUUAAACACUUGUCAAGCAGAAACAGAGAAGCCUCUCUAUUCAACUUCACAGAUUUCAACUAUCCACAGCUUCUUCACAGUUGGAGAGCGAUGUUGAUGCAAGUUAUCUCCCUUCCCUGAUAUUAUCAUUCCAUUUUUGCUCUUCUGACCCUUGCUUGUUUUCGACAAUGUGCAAUCAUGUGGAAUUCACAUGUGCCAGACGUCCUGUCCCUUCCCGUCCCUUUAAGAUAAUUUGUUUUUUUAUUUUGCUGCGGACCAACAGAACAUAGAGUCAGUGAACCAAAAGAGGCAUGUUUGCAACACCAGCGUGCUGAAACAUAAUUGAAAGUUGAUCCACCUUUAAGUAAGCUGGAGCUUUUAAUGUGACCAUGGCCAGCUCAUGAGACUCUGUUUCUUUCUUUCUUUUUUUUUCUUUUUUGUCGUUUCCAAGUCCAAACAAGAUCUGCAGAUAAACUUUCAGCAGACUAAGCAGAGCUGAAAAAUUCAGCUAUGCAUGUAAAACAAACGAACAAUAAACUCAUAAAUGCUGAAGUCCAGAAUGUUUUGACGACAGCAUAGCUGGUCACCAGACUGAUAAACGACUCCAGGGAAAAUAAAGAUCAUUCAUUUAAUUAUUUGGAAUCUGGAGUGCUUUGAAAUGAUUUGGGCUGUGAAGAGCGUCGGCAGACCCGGAUCCACUACCCGCGACAGUGACAUCUGUUUAUGCAAGAGCUCAAAAUGAUUUUCAAUAUUUUGCUUUGCUUUGUAUGUUUGAUACUGUUUGAGAUUUUAGUGGGAGGGGAUUUCUUUUUCUCUUGAGGCAGGAAGAAAAGGAGGAAAAGAAAGGAAAGUUAUGUGAUGCUAAGAAGGUGACCCGCCCCUGUACUAAAAUUAAUCAGAAGUCAGCCUCCUCCUCACCCCAGGUCUUUUUCUCCAAGUCCUUUUGGCGAAAUUGUGAAAAUAAGUCAGAAUUGCUGAACUAAGGAUGGCUGAGCUGGUCAGCUCGCUGUAUGAGACAGGCCUCAAGUUGCCCUUCGAUACCCGUGACAGAGUCAGCAGAUAAGCUGCUCAUUGAGUUACUGCCCUCCAGCUUCCUACUGUACAUGCACUGAGGCACAGAGGCAUAGCUUGAGGAGCUCGACAUUAACACUGAGGCGUUCACAGUCAGUCAUGAAUUCAUUCUCCCAAGCAGAAAAAAAGGAUGGGAAUGAGGGAACUGCUGUGGGCUGUAUGUUCUCUAAUAGGGUUACGGUUAGGGUAAAAAAAAAAAAAAAAAAAAAUCUGCAAAAGAGACAUGGUAACAGGAUCAUGCCCAUUUACCAAUGACACGAGCUGAAGACGAACAAGCGGCUGCAAUCGUUUUCCCACACAAUCACAUCUUUGUAGCUUUUCUUCAUCUUCAUCUUCAAAAACCUCAUGUUUUAUGGCAGCGGAUCAGAUGACUAAUUUGAAGCAGAACCGCAGAGUUUUUCUGGUACUGCUCCACUAAUUUUUUUUUUCCCCUUGCCCUUAAGUCGUUAAAGAAGAUUGGAUAAAGAAUGAAGUUUCUUCGUGUCAUCAUGUUUUGCUGCUUGACAGUUGUGUGUGUGGAGGCCUCGGACGUGCUGGAAGUGACUGGGCGUGUUGGAGGAGAGGUCUCCGUCCUCUGCUCUCCCUGGAGCACAGACAACAGCUCUGAACCGGACAGAGUGUAUUUCUGCAAAGGGGUCUGCUCCGGCGAAAGCGUUCUCAUUCAGGCAGACAGGAAGACGUCUGCUGUCAAACGGCAAGGGAGAUACAGCGUGAUGGUAGACAGAGGACACGGCGCCUUCAAUGUGACUAUAAGAAAGCUGAAGAGGGCAGAUGCUGGCCACUAUCACUGCGGACCGGCUAAAACCUUAAAUGGGUUGAACCAAGAAAUCAAUCUCAGAGUCGUAGAUGCUUCAACUGUGCCUUCUGGAUCUACCCCCUCAACUACUGCCACCCUGCAGAUCGAAGCACAAACCCUGACCCGGGGCAGCUCUACUUCCAGAAAUGAGCCGUCACCAGCAGCGUUAACGCUGCCCCCCACAGAGGUGAAGAAGAACCAGCAGGAUGCAGCCAUCCUCACAGACACCACAUUAGUCAUCAUUAUUUCCGGGAGCUUGGCUUUCGUGGUUUGCGCCAUUAUCCCUGUCAUAUUCUACGGACACUGGCGGAGUCAUGCAGAAGAUCAGAACAGACCUGAAAUGCACGAGGGUGGUUAUUGCGAGGAAAAUGCAGAUGUUACAUCCACUCAUAUUGCUGUGGAGCUGCAGUCCUUUGAAGCCAGUGCUCAUGACCCUUCACAGUAUGCUGCCGUCUACCAGGCACUGGAUCCCAAAGCCCUGGAUUGAGCACGGUUUAAUCGGUCUCUGUGCUAUCAGUCAUUUUGUUUCUGUGUUUUAACUC
Molecule: messenger RNA, 2965 nt
Organism: Mugil cephalus (flathead mullet)
Lineage: Eukaryota; Metazoa; Chordata; Actinopteri; Mugiliformes; Mugilidae
Exons: 6
Coding region: 2095-2910 (271 amino acids)
Source: RefSeq, a predicted model, not a curated record